Messenger RNA from Marchantia polymorpha subsp. ruderalis, 3306 nucleotides. Lineage: Eukaryota; Viridiplantae; Streptophyta; Marchantiopsida; Marchantiales; Marchantiaceae. The record is from the annotation of a GenBank genome assembly.
GUUCACGUUGUCCUUUACUAACCAUUCAUCCGUGUAUAUAAUUCGUUCGGUGGACCACUUGAACACUUGUUGUGUCCGCAGCGAGGAGGAGGAGUCCAUUAUUCCAGUCGGUUGUGCAUGGGCCUACCCAUUUCUAUCGCCUCUCGGAGCCGAUCACACCCGAUGCUCGGGUCGUAGACGUAGGGCGCCUCAAGGCCAGUGCAUUCAAAUUUGUCGUGUUCUCCCCUUUUCACACCGACGGAAGGUGACGCUGAACGAACAGAACACAACGAGAACACGAUUGUGACGAGACGAAAUGGUGCCCGACACGAGCAACGUUGAUUACGAUUACUGGGAGCUUAUACCCGACGAAGGGAGCAUGCCGGUGCGAGCGGAAAGCGUCGGCAAGCGGCUCUUGGCCGCGCUCCGCAAUCUCUUGGAGCAGCAGAACGGAGGGACACUGGCAGAACAAUCUCAACGAAAUUUGCGAAAUUUUCAUGUCUUGCAAGAACUCGAAACGUACGACGAUUUUUUCGACGGGGGAAUUUUGUGUCCACCCGAAGCGUCGCCGAGGACCCAACUAAGGUUCAGGCUGCUGAAGAAGCACGGGAACUGCAGGACCCGGAGGGCGAUAAUAGUGAGGCCAGAGAAGAAUGAUCCGGACUCCGAUCUCUCGGCGAGCGAAUGGGAGACAUUGCUGAACCCUUUGCUGUACAAUUCACGACUGGAAGAGCUGUAUGUGAAUUCUUGCGACUCGGUGGACAUGGCGGUGCAGAACAAAGUCUACUCCAUUGUAGGGGAGGUUCUGCGCACCAGCAGUAGCUUGCAGUACCUGUUUCUCGAGAUGAAAGGAGUGAGCGCGGCAAAUGUUGCUCGACUCGCACGGGGAUUGGAGCAAAACCGAGGAUCGAAUUUGGAAGCUCUGGUUUUCCUCGACAGACCCGAGGCGAGUGCGAUGAAGCACGUCUGGGAGAUGAUCGAGAGGGCUCCGAGGCUCCGGCAUCUCUGGCUGAAGAAACCCGGCGCGCUGGACGAUGUCGGCGUCGAGGCCUGGGCCGAGGCUGUGCGGCGGAGCACGAGCCUCGUGAAGCUGACGGUUGAAGACACGGCACUCGACGGCAGAGUGUCGAAGCUGCUGUCCGAGAGCUUCACGGGCGACCGCCGGAAUUCGUCCGUCAAGCACCUGGAGCUGAUCAAGCUCCGCGGCGCCGCUGCCGGAUGGAAAUCGGUGUUCGACGCCCUGCGCCUGAACACGACCGUCAACCGCUUGGAGUUUUGGGGCUGCGAAUCUCUGGAUUCCGAGGCCGCGUUCGGGAAUCUCGUGGCCCUCUUGAACGUGAAUUCCACCCUCCAGAUGAUCAAGAACCGCGGCGCCCCCUCUUCUGAAAAAGACAUGAAGGACUUGCUGAUUGAGAAACUGCUGGACCGCAAUGACUACCGUCGGUCAUACUUUUCCGUCCUGCGGGACGCCAAGCUGCCUUUCGUGUCAGCAAAAUCAGGCACGCUUCUUCUAUGCGGGUCGCCUCUUUCAGGGAAGACUAGACUCAGAACAACGAUGCAGAAAGUGCUGAAGAAUCAGAGCUGCACGGAGGCCUUCACUGAGACGGUGCGCAGCACAAGAGGGAUAGAAGUGGAGAUGAUGCGGAACGACGACAAGAUGCAGAUAUCCCUGUGGGAUCUUUCAGGGCAAGAAAUAUACCGUGAUGUUCAACAUCGCUUAGUGCCGCGUGGAAAUCAGGCUCAUGUGUACGUCUUUGUUUUCAGUCCAUUCGAGUUGCAGGGAGCUGGCAAUAACGUGCACCAAAGAAAACAGAACUUGGAAUCCGCUUUCUGGACAGAGCUGCUAUAUUUGCUACGGUCCGUUGCUUCCCUUACUACGACGACCCUAUAUAUUCCGAUGGUGGUCGUAGUGAUCACUCACGCCGAUUUGCUCACAGACGAGGAGAAGGAUGUAGCAUGGGCGACGAAGAUCGUCGGCGAAUUCAGGAGUGUCUUUGACGGAGUUGUGGGUAUUUGCACAGAUGUUCACCAAAUUAAUGCAAAAGAUGAAGCAGAUGUCGGGCAGAUGAUGCAGCGGGUUCUCUAUCUCUUUGAAACUCUUCUGCAAACUGCAACCCAUAUUAUUCCUUCGGCAUGUGCCGAAUUGAGUUCCAUAAUUCAGCAGCAGCAUUGGAACUUGCCUGUAUGGAAUCGACUCCAGUUUUACGAAUUCUGUCAUCAGAAUUCACAUGCUGAGGCCCUUGGGAGUUUUAGACUGGCUUUUUCCGCGGGCUCGAAAGAAUGGAAGGCAGUUCUGGAGUAUCUUCACGAUGUACGAGUGAUAUUUCUUGUACCAAACUCUGAUCUCGUAAUUGUAGAUCUGAACUGGCUAGCAAGCAGUUUCUUGGGUGAGCUAAUUAGUAUGAUUGACAACCACCCUGCGAAAGACAGUACGAUCUGCUUCAUCGAUGCCAAGAGUUUACAGAGCAUUCUGGGUACUCUUGUAACAGAGAGGUUGGAGACAUAUCACUUCGACCACAUCUUCCUGAAAGAGCUGCUUGUGAAACUCAUCUUUUGUUAUCGACGCGCGGGAGAGGAAGGAUUCUUGGCUCCUACAUUAAUUCGUCGAAAAAAAAGCCAAGCAGAAUAAAAGUCAGGCGGAAAUUCCAUGGAGACCCUACGUUUCCAUGGGGUGUUACUAUCAAGUGCACAGACAAUGAUAGUAUGUUUUUGUCUCUAUCUUUUUUCCCUAGAUAUCAGGCAACUCAAGGAACGGUCAUACACAGUGGAUGAAACCUUUUUAGAUAUAUCUGCGGCAGAAGUUAUAGAGGAGUAUGCGGCUGAUUGACACCAGCCUCAUAUGCGGUCGGGAUUUCAUCGAGCUUCGACUAGGAGGACAAGCGUUUUGUACGGAGGCCGGUGGUGAAGCAGGCGAGCACAUAGAUAUUACGGCCAGAACGACCGCAUCUGAGGCGGCGAAGAAAUUCGUUAAUGUAUGUAUUAUUGACGAGAUGUAAUUAGUCUGUGCUAGAAAUAGUCCGGGAGUAUCUUUAGCAGUUGGCAGCAUUCCUGCCGACUGUGUGAAGCAGUAGCAUCCGCAUGAAUGUAGAAUAUAGAUAUAUCGGUGCAAAAUUACCAACACACUCCUUGGAAAGGUUUCAAAAUGAUCUCCGGGAGUACCCACCAGAUUCAGACCUGGAUAGGUAAAUGGAGAAGCUAGAUACAUAUAAUCUACACAGACUGCACUGCUGUGCAUGGAAGCUCUCUGCCCGAUGUAAAUAUUCAGAUGCAAUGAAACAGUACGAUUUCUCAUCUGUCAGACGCAGUCACUCAACAUUAAAAGACAAG